AGAUUGUGUCUAAUGAGUAGAUAUAGAGAGCUGAAGCUGCCUCCUAUGAUGACUCUUGGACUGAACAGCACUAGGCUAGAUAAGAUGUGAGCUAUCUUUUGCUGUCUUAAGUCUCAAUAGAGAGCAACCUGUAUUCCUUCCUGCUUUCUUGUGUGAGGCAGAGCUUCAAUCUCCCCAUCAAAGAAAGACCUGGAUCUUCACAGAUAUCUUCUUCCAUAGCCUUGUGUCCAGUGAUAUACAGCACAUGGAGCCAAGAAACAAUACUCAUAUUUUAGAAUUUUUUCUAUUGGGAUUUUCACAGGACCCAAACUUGCAGCCUGUUAUAUGUGGCCUUUUCCUCUCCAUGUACUUGAUCACUGUAGUUGGAAACUUGCUCAUUAUUCUCACCAUCAUCUCAGAUGCCAACUUGCAUACACCCAUGUACUUUUUUCUCUCUAACCUGUCAUUUGUGGAUAUCUGCUUUGUUUCCACCACUGUCCCAAAAAUGCUUGUGAAUAUUCAAACAAAGAGAAAAUCCAUUAGCUAUGCAGAUUGCAUCACCCAGAUGUACUUUUUUCUGAUUUUUGUGGAAUUGGACAACUUCCUCCUGGCUGUAAUGGCCUAUGACCGUUAUGUGGCCAUCUGCCAUCCACUGCAUUAUACUGGUAUCAUGAAUCGCAGACUCUGUGGAUUUUUGGUUCUUGUAUGCUGGAUUGUGAGUGUUCUGCAUGCCUUGUUACAAAGCAUGAUGGUGCUGCGGCUGUCCUUCUGCACAGACUUGGAAAUCCCACACUUCUUCUGUGAAUUGAAUCAGGUGGCACAGCUAACCUGUUCUGACACCUUUCUCAAUGAUGUGGUCAUGUAUUUUGCACUUGUUUUAUUAGCCAUUGUUCCUCUGUUUGGCAUCCUUUACUCUUACUCCAAGAUAGUAUCCUCCAUACGAGCAAUGUCCACAGUUCAGGGGAAGUAUAAAGCAUUUUCCACCUGUGCAUCUCAUCUCUCCGUUGUCUCCUUAUUUUACUUCACUGGUCUAGGAGUAUACCUCAGUUCUGCAGUAAGUCACAGCUCACAAGCAAGUGCAACAGCCUCUGUGAUGUACACAGUGGUGACUCCCAUGCUAAACCCUUUCAUCUACAGCCUGAGGAAUAAAGAUGUAAAAGGAGCCCUGAAGAGGCUCUUAGGGGUAAAACUAUGA
Messenger RNA from Mus musculus (house mouse), 1174 nucleotides. It is a transcript of the gene Or7a36, whose product is annotated as olfactory receptor family 7 subfamily A member 36. Gene Ontology annotation, cellular component: plasma membrane; membrane. Gene Ontology annotation, molecular function: olfactory receptor activity; G protein-coupled receptor activity. Bases 245 to 1174 code for a protein of 309 amino acids. The transcript has 2 exons. The record is from RefSeq and is marked validated. Lineage: Eukaryota; Metazoa; Chordata; Mammalia; Rodentia; Muridae. Gene Ontology annotation, biological process: detection of chemical stimulus involved in sensory perception of smell; G protein-coupled receptor signaling pathway; signal transduction.